Molecule: messenger RNA, 4175 nt
Organism: Condylura cristata (star-nosed mole)
Lineage: Eukaryota; Metazoa; Chordata; Mammalia; Eulipotyphla; Talpidae
Gene: LEPR
Product: leptin receptor
Exons: 19
Coding region: 89-2764 (891 amino acids)
Biological process (GO): cytokine-mediated signaling pathway
Cellular component (GO): external side of plasma membrane; membrane
Molecular function (GO): cytokine receptor activity; protein binding
Source: RefSeq, a predicted model, not a curated record
AUUUUUUCACUACUGGGAUUGUUGUUUCUGCCUUUGGAUUUCCUGUUAUUCUUGCUCGUGUAGCUGUGGUAUAUUUCUCUGAAGUAAGAUGACUUGUAAAAAAUUCUGUGUGGCUCUGUUACACUGGGAAUUUGUGUAUAUGGUAACUGCACUUAACAUGGCCUAUCCAAUUUCUCCCUGGACAUUUAAGUUGUCUUGCAUGCUACCAAAUACAACCUAUGACUUCUUGCCUGCUGGAAUCUCAAAGAAUAUUUCGAAUCUGAAUGGAAUUCAAGCUGUUGUUGAAGCUAAAUUUAAUUCAACUACUAUUUACUCUAAUGUAACAUCCCAAACAACUUUUUGUUGUUGUUUUUGGAAUGAAGAAGAUCAAAACUGUUCUGUGCAUGCAGAGAUUGGUGGGAAAAAACUUGUUUCAACAGUAAAUUCUUUAGCUUUCAAACAAACAGGUGCAAACUGGAACAUACAGUGCUGGAUGAAAGAGGACUUGAAAUUAUUCAUCUGUUAUAUGGAGUCAUCAUUUAAGAAUCCUUUCAAGAAUUAUGACCCUGAGGUCCACCUGUUAUAUUCUCUUCUUGAAGUGGUAGAAGAGCCGCCUUGGAUUCCCCAGAAAGGCAGUUUUCAGAUUGUUCAGUGCGACUGCAGUGUUCACAAGUUCUGUCAAUGCUACGUCCCUAUGCCAGUUUCCAAACUCAACUACACUCUUCUUAUGCACUUGAACAUCACAUCUGGUGGAAUAACUUUUCAGUCACCUUUAAUGUCUGUUCAGCCCAUAAAUGUUGUGAAACCUGAUCCACCAUUUGGUUUGCAUAUGGAAAUUACAGACACUGGCAGUUUAAAGAUUUCUUGGUCCAGCUUAACAUUCACACUGUUUCAACUUCAAUAUCAAGUCAAAUAUUCAGAGAAUUCUACAAGUAUGAGAAAAGCUGAUGAAAUCGUCUCAGCUACAUCUCUGCUAAUAGACAGUGUGCUUCCUGGGUCUUCAUAUGAGGUUCGGGUGAGGAGCAAGAGAUUGGAUGGGCCAGGAAUCUGGAGUGACUGGAGCACUCCACUUAUCUUUACCACACAAGAUGUUAUUUACUUUCCACCUAAAAUUCUGACAAGUGUUGGGUCCAAUGUUUCUUUUCACUGCAUCUAUAAAAAGGAAAACAAGAUUGUUUCCUCAAAGAAGAUUGUUUGGUGGAUGAAUUUAGCUGAGAAAAUUCCUCAAAGCCAGUAUCAUGCUGUGGGUGACCGUGUUAGCAAAGUUACGUUUCCCAAUUUGAAUGCAACCAAACCUCGAGGGAAGUUCACCUACGAUGCUGUGUACUGUUGCCACGAGCAUGAAUGUCACCAUCGCUAUGCUGAGCUGUACGUGAUCGAUGUCAAUAUCAAUAUAUCAUGUGAAACUGAUGGGUACUUAACUAAAAUGACUUGCAGAUGGUCAACCAAUGCAAUCGAAUCACUUGUGGGAAGUACUUUGCAGUUGAGAUAUCAUAGGAGCAGCCUUUAUUGUUCUGAUGUCCCAUCCAUUCAUCCUGUAUCUGAACACAAAGAUUGCCAUUUGCAGAGAGAUGGUUUUUAUGAAUGUGUAUUUCAACCAAUCUUUCUAUUAUCUGGCUACACAAUGUGGAUUAGGAUCAAUCACUCUUUAGGUUCACUUGAUUCUCCUCCAAUAUGUGUUGUUCCUGAUUCUGCAGUGAAACCACUGCCUCCAUCCAGAGUGAGAGCAGAAAUAACUGUAAAAACUGGGCUACUGAAAAUAUCUUGGGAAAAGCCAGUCUUUCCAGAGAAUAAUCUUCAGUUCCAGAUUCGCUAUGGUUUAAGUGGAAAGGAAAUACAAUGGAAGAUGCAUGAAGUGUAUGACCCAAAAUCAAAAUCCGCCAGUGUCCCCGUGCCAGACCUCUGUGCCAUCUAUGUUGUUCAGAUGCGCUGUAAGAGGCUAGAUGGCCUGGGGUAUUGGAGCAACUGGAGUGCCCCAGUCCACACUGUUGUCACAGAUAUAAAAGUUCCUACCAGAGGACCUCAGUUUUGGCGAAUAAUUAAAGAAGACACCACUAAAAAAGAGAGAAAUGUCACUUUACUUUGGAAGCCUUUGAUGAAAAAUGAUUCAUUGUGCAGUGUGAAAAGAUAUGUGAUCAAACAUCAUACUUCCCACAAUAGAACAUGGUCAGAAGAUGUAGGUAAUCACACUAAAUUCACUUUCCUGUGGACAGAGCAAGCACAUACAGUUACAGUUCUGGCCAUCAAUUCAAUUGGUACUUCGCUUGCAAACUCUAAUUUAACAUUCUCGUGGCCUGUGGGCAAAGUAAAUACCGUGCAGUCACUCAGUGCUUAUCCUUUAAAUAGCAGUUGUGUGAUUCUUUCCUGGAUGCUAUCACCCAGUGAUUACAAUCUGAUGUAUUUUAUUAUGGAGUGGAAAAUUCUUAAUGAAGACACUGAAAUUAAAUGGCUUAGAAUCCCCUCAUCUUCUAAGAAGUGUUAUAUUCAUGAUCACUUUAUUCCAAUUGAAAGUUAUCAGUUCAGUCUUUAUCCAGUAUUUAUGGAAGGAGUGGGAAAACCGAAGAUAAUUAAUAGUUUUAACCAAGAUGAUAUUGCAAAACAUCAGAAUGAUGCAGGUUUAUAUGUAAUUGUGCCAAUAAUUAUUUCCUCUUCAGUCUUAUUGUUUGGAACAUUGUUAAUAUCACAUCAAAGAAUGAAAAAACUGUUUUGGGAAGAUGUUCCAAACCCCAAGAAUUGUUCCUGGGCACAAGGACUUAAUUUUCAGAAGAGAACGGACAUUCUUUGAAGUCUAAUCAUGAUCACUACAGAUGAACCCAAUAUACCAACUUCCCAACAUUCUAUAGCGUAUUAGAAGAUUUUUACAUUUUGAAGAAGGGGAGAAAAUUUUUUUAAAAAUUGGUUGAACUAUUGAGAAGUAAAGUAUGGUGGGUUAUGUUGAUUUAGAACUUAAAAUUGAUGGGUAAAUUUGGGGUCAAGAUAGAGGUCUGAGUCUAAUUUAUUUAGGAUUAUGAUUACUUUUCAGUUCACCUAAAUUUAAAAAUUAGUAUUCAUGAUAUCUAGUUUUCAAUUUAUCAUUUAUAUGGACAUAUAACAUAACAUAUAAUCAUUAAAAACUCAAUGAUUAUUCCUACUGCCACAUAUCUAUGCAAUAUCAUCAAAUAGAUCAUAAACAGUGCUGUCACUAGGCAAAAACUACAGCUGUUGAUACAGUUUUGCAAGUAUAAUCAUUAAUCACUGAACACAGUAAAAGUAAUGUUUAUAUUUUAAUUUUCACCAUUUUCCAUUUUAUAUUCAUUGGUAGACAUCUCAUCACAUAAACUGACCUACUUUUGAAUGUCCUGUAGCUUUUAUGUCUGUCUAAAUUUGGUCAGUCUGGGAACUUCAAUUCUCAGGAGCCUUAAAAAUGGCUUAAGUGCUAACUUCAAUUUCAGUUCAAAGAAAGUCAGAAGUUGUGGUUUUGUACUGGUCAUAAGCCAGGGGUAGUUAUAAUUCAUAUCAGGAUGACCCAACAUAUUCAGGUCAGACUGACUAGAUCAGAAAGGCACAUUGGUCUCCAAUCCAAUAUUUUUGUGGAAUUCUUGCCUAAAUCUAGUUUAUUUUUUCUGAGCCACCCAAACUAAACCAAAGACUUUGUUUGAUACUCUCAUAUCAUGUUCAGAAUUAGGCUAUAUAUGGAUCACUUAUACUUAUGUUUUGUUCAUAGUUUUGUUGCAAUCUUAAGUAAUAACACAAAAUCCGAAAGAACUUUGACUAUUAACAGAUGUUACUGGAAUGUGAAAUCCAAGUGUAAAAUUUUGAAAGGAUUUUCUUUAAUUUAUAACAGAUGAAUGCAUACUUAAUAUGCACCAAGAUUUUGCUAAGAUCUCAAAAAAUUAGGUGCAUAUAAUGAUUGAAAAUGAUUUUUAAUAUGCAUACUUUCAAUAAAGAUUUUUGAUGCAUUGAAAAAGGUAUAUUUCAAUAGUAUAUGGAUGUUUUAUUCCUUUUUAUUAGUGAAGUCUGCUACCUGAAUGUAUUUGAGAACAUGUAAAACUGUAGGUAUCAAUAAGUAGUCACCAAUUACGAAGUUUUUGAGGGCAUGAAUUGUGUAAAACAUAUCAUUUAAAGAAAAUAUUUGAGACUGACUGCAUGCUAUGUGCUGUUUGUGUGUAUUCUUUGUUUUCAAAGUUGGUCUUUUAUUUGAUGAUCAUUUAAAUUUC